AUGGAGAAACCCGUGGCCCAACGCGACUCUAACAGCGACCGCUCCCCUUCUGAUCACGAGAAACACGUGGAGAAGGACCCAAGAGCUGCAUUGGAUGAGGAGGUUCCAGAUCCAGAUGCGGGCCUGAGCGAAGAAGAGCGGCAGAAGAUCGAUCGCAGGCUUCUCUGGAAGCUCGAUAUCCGCCUCAUUCCAUGGCUCUGCUUACUCUAUUUGAUCUCAUUCCUUGACCGUACCAACAUUGGAAAUGCCAAAAUCGAAGGUCUUCAGGAAGAUCUGAAGAUGUCCAACAACGAGUACAAUAACACGCUCACCAUCUUCUUUAUCUCUUACUCACUGAGUGAGCCGUUGACCCAGAUCUUGCUGAAAUACUUCCGGCCUUCUAUCUUCUUACCGGUGACCAUGAUCCUGUGGGGCAUAUGCAUGACCACCAUGGGUCUUGUGCACGACUACGGCGGGCUCUUGACUGUACGAUGGUUUCUGGGCUUGACCGAGGCCGGACUCUUCCCGGGAGUCAACUAUUACCUUAGUUGCUGGUAUCGCCGUAGAGAGUUCGGAAUCCGCGCCGCCAUCUUCUUCUCCGCCGCCGCAUUAGCAGGAUCAUUUGGUGGUCUUCUUGCCGCCGCUAUUGCCAACAUGGAUGGCGUCGGUGGAAAGCCUGGAUGGGCUUGGAUCUUCAUCUUGGAAGGCCUCGCCACUAUUGUCAUCGCAGUCAUCUCGUUCUGGAUGGUUCACGAUUUCCCCGAUGAGGCGACCUUUUUAACCGAAGACGAUCGCAGACGAGUCAUUAGACGCCUGAAGCUCGACAAACAGUCUUCUGCAGAGCACGAGCAGUUUAAACUGGCUUAUCUGUGGGCUAGCCUGAAAGAUUGGAAGACCUACACCGGCAUGGUAAUCUACAUGGGUUGCGAUGGCGCUCUCUAUGCCUUCUCACUCUUCAUACCCACCAUCAUUCAACAGAUGGGUUACAAGAACACUCAUGCUCAACUUCUUAGUGUACCACCAUACGCUGUAGCUGCAGUUGUGACCAUUGCCGUUGGCUUCAUCGCGGAUCGUACGGGCCAGCGAGGCUAUUGCAACAUGGCCAUGUCCUUUUUCGGAAUCACCGGCUUCGCCAUGCUUCUUGGUAGUGGUGACCCGCACAUCCAAUAUGCUGGCACCUUCCUGGGCGCCAUGGGAAUCUAUCCUUGCAUUCCUAACACCAUCUCCUGGACGGCCAACAAUGUCGAAGGCGUCUACAAGCGAGGUAUCUCGCUCGGAUUUGUGAUUGGUUGGGGCAAUCUGAACGGAAUCGUCUCCAGCAACAUAUACAGAACCGAAGACAAACCACGCUUCAAGCCCGGCCACGCCGUGGUCCUUGCCUACGAAACUGCGUGGCUUCUUGGAGGCAGCAUCGUCCAACACCUGCUGCUCCGCAGAGAAAACGCCAAACGGCGCAACGGUGAGCGAAAUGUCUGGGUGGAGGGCAAGACCGAGGAAGAGAUCGAUAAGCUCGGCGACAAGCGACCGGAUUUCAUCUAUACCCUGUGA
Molecule: messenger RNA, 1527 nt
Organism: Cyphellophora europaea CBS 101466
Lineage: Eukaryota; Fungi; Ascomycota; Eurotiomycetes; Chaetothyriales; Cyphellophoraceae
Exons: 7
Coding region: 1-1527 (508 amino acids)
Biological process (GO): transmembrane transport
Cellular component (GO): membrane
Molecular function (GO): transmembrane transporter activity
Source: RefSeq, a predicted model, not a curated record